Mustela lutreola (European mink) is the source of this 5139-nucleotide messenger RNA. RefSeq names its product phosphatidylinositol glycan anchor biosynthesis class Z (gene PIGZ). Lineage: Eukaryota; Metazoa; Chordata; Mammalia; Carnivora; Mustelidae. The record is from RefSeq and is a predicted model, not a curated record. Gene Ontology annotation, cellular component: endoplasmic reticulum membrane. The transcript is spliced from 6 exons. Gene Ontology annotation, molecular function: alpha-1,2-mannosyltransferase activity. Gene Ontology annotation, biological process: GPI anchor biosynthetic process. The coding region runs from base 1566 to 3251 and encodes 561 amino acids.
CGCGCCGAGCUCCGCCCGGUAGCCCCCGGGUGCGGGCCUUUUUUCCCCGCGGGGGGCCGGAGAGGUGGUACCCGCGCGGCGUCCUGCGCCGAUGGGGGCUGCGCGCCACGGCCCCACGCCCUCCUCCCAAUCCCCUGCGGCCCAGCUGCCGGCUCGCAGUCCCGCACCCGCACGCUCUGCUCGACCACCUCCGAGGGCCUGGCAUCCCGACAGAGGAGCCCCGGCUCCCGGGCACACGAUGACCGCCCCCCCUCCAGCCCCGGCUGUCGGGCAACGUGGGGCCAGCCCUCUGGCCCCGACUGGCGGAAUGCAUUAGAGGGUAGCGGCGCCCGCCAGGGACUGCUUCCAGGGUGGAAGGCGCUGCAGCUGGCGACUGCGGGGACCCAGCUGCGUUCCGGGAGAAUCGCCCCGGCCUCUCUGGCGCCGCUUCUGCGACAAGGCCCGCAGAAAGACGCCGAAGCGCCUCUUUCCUCCCGGACCUUCUUGCUCUCAGAGCAGGUCCUCAGAGCCUUAGCCAAUCCCCACCCACGCAGAACUCCGAAACUGUCGUUUUGAAGGACAGAGGAAGUAUGGCCUAGAGACGUUUUGUUGAACUGUUCCUCGAGCUAAUAAGGCGGCCCCCAGGCGUGGCGCGCCAAGUAGGGGGCUGCUAGGGGCAUGGGCUGGAAUGCGGGGAGGGGAGAGCUCAACCACUGCCCCGCGUGCCAAGGCCCCGGGGACACCCGGACCCUCCGUAAUCACUCUCCCUCCCCGUGGCCGCAACCCACCACGGGACCUCAGGGGACGCACUUGGGCGGCCCCGCCCGCCGGCGCACUUGUCUCCAGCCCUCUCCGCUCCGUCUGGCGCACUGCGUGGUGCGCCUAGUUUCCCGAACCCCGCAGAGCCGCAGCUGCGUUGAGGACACACCGCACCCCUCCGGCCCUCUGGUCGGGGUGUCUCCGGGCCCACCCCCAGUGCAGGCACUGGGGGACUGUCGACGCCAGCGCCGCAGGUGCAGCCCAGAGGCCGCGCGCCGUGUCCAGGACAUGAGCAGAUGCUCCAGACUGGUGAGGCGGUCAGUUUCCCCCAGACCCGGGACUGCGGGCUCUGAGCACUGACCGGACCCAGCCUAGGGGAGACAGGAGCCUGUCCGUGACGCCUUCUCGAGAAAGCGAGGAUCUUAUUUAUCAGAGCAAGCAGCAGAGGGAGAAGGAGAAGCAGACACCUCGCUGAACAGGGAGCCCCAUGUUGGACUGGAUCCCAGGAUCCCAGGAUCAUGACCUGAGCUGAAGGCAGAUGCUUAACUGACUGAGCCACCCAGGCAUCCCUAUGUUUGUUUUUUCAUGUUGUCUUCACAACAGCUCUGAGGGUGGACCCAAUUGUGGACUGGGACCUGGGGCCCAGAAGGUCCUGAAGAAGGGUGACGAGGGGCCCUUCAAUGUGGAGGCACUGGAUGAAAUCAGAAUGAGACACAGGGUCAAGAUGGAAAAGCAGGUGCCGGUCCAUGGAACCAGAAUAGUGUCUGUAGCAGACUGAGAAGCCAUUCCAGACAUCCGCAGGAUCUUGGCAGCAGUUUGAUCUGAAGAUGACCCUCCGUGUGCUGUGGGCCAGCCUCAGCCUUCUCCGCCUGGUGUGGUGUCUCCUGCCACAGACAGGCUACGUACACCCAGAUGAGUUCUUCCAGUCACCCGAGGUCAUGGCAGAGGACAUCCUGGGCGUGGAGGCUGCGCGGCCUUGGGAAUUUGACCCCAGCAGCUCUUGCCGCACGGUGCUCUUCCCGCUACUGACCUCCGGCUCCGCCUUUUGGCUGCUCAGGCUCUGGGAGCAGUGGGGGCCGCGGCGGGGCCCGGUGAGUGGCUACGUGCUGCUGGUGGGGCCCCGACUCCUCCUCACCGCCCUCUCCUUUGCCCUGGACGUGGCCGUGUACCACCUGGCCCCUCUGUGGGGGGCGGAGCGCUGGAACGCCCUGGUCCUGCUGUCCGGCUCCUACGUCACCCUGGUCUUCUACACGAGGACCUUCUCCAACGCCAUCGAGGGACUGCUCUUUGCAGGGCUGCUGGUGGUGGUGUCCCCCAGGUUGGCGUGGAGCCCCACCCACAGGAAGCCCGCCCCGGGCCCGUGGGGGCACAGCUGGCUACUGGGGGGCAUCGUGGCUGCUGGCUUCUUCAACCGGCCCACGUUUCUGGCCUUUGCUCUGGUCCCACUCUUCCUCUGGAGCAGCCGCGGGGCGGCGCACUCCGGCUUCAGGUCGCUUGCGAAGGAAACACUGGCGCUGCUCCCGGGAGCGAGCCUCGUGGCGGCGGUGUUCGUGGCUGUGGACAGCUGGUAUUUCUCCAGUCCCUCUAGAUCCAGCACCCUCGUUCUUACGCCUGCCAACUUCUUGUACUACAACCUGGAUCCUCAGAACCUGGCAAGGCAUGGCACACAUUUGCGGCUCACUCACCUGGCCGUCAACGGUUUCCUGCUCUUUGGGAUACUGCAUGCCCAGGCCCUGCAGGCGGCGUGGUUACAGCUGCAAGCCUGCCGCCGGGCCUUUGCACAGAUGGGCUUCCUGAGGGCUCUGGGGCACAGGAGCCUGCUCUCUGGCCCCAGGUCUUGCCUCCUGCUCCUCUACUUCACGCCUCUGGCCCUGCUUUCUGCCUUUAGCCACCAGGAGGCUCGGUUCCUGAUCCCCCUCCUAGUCCCCCUCGUCCUGCUUUGUAGUCCACAGACCCAGCCUGUGCCCUGCAAGGGCCCCCUGGUCCUCUUCAAUGUCCUGGGCGCCCUCUUCUUUGGCUGCUUGCACCAGGGGGGCCUAGUGCCUGGCCUGGGGCACCUGGAGCAGGUGGUUCAUGCCCCCGCAUCCCCCAGCCUACCCACCCACUACACACUCCUCUUUACCCACACCUACAUGCCCCCCAGGCACCUUCUCCACCUCCCAGGCCUGGGCUCGCCGGUGGAGGUGGUGGACCUGGCUGGGACUGAGGACUGGGUCCUGUGCCGAGCCCUGAACAACUUCACCAGACAACCAGCCUGCCAGGUGGCUGGUGGGCCAUGGCUCUGCCGCCUCUUUGUGGUGACCCCGGGCACCGCCAGGCCUGCCAUGGAGAAGUGCCACUUCCCUCUCAAGAGUGAGACGCUCCUGUUUCCCCACUUGACCCUGGAAGACCCACCAACCCUGUCUUCUCUGCUGAGUGGGGCUUGGAGGAACCAUCUCAGCCUUCACAUCUUGGAACUGGGGGAGAAGCCUGGCAAUGUGACCAAAAAGCCACCACCCAUGAGUCGGCCAUAGGUGAAGGUACCACUGCACCUUCUGUGUGGGUAGCUGGGCUGGAACAAAGCACUGAUUCUCUUCCAUUCCUCUCCCUUCCAGAGGUCCCACUCCUGCCUCUCCUGUGCAUAGGCUUUGGCUGCUCUGCCUUCUGGGUAAGCUGGCACCCUUCUCCCCUUGAAGACCAAAGAUCUGACCAGUCACAAUCCUGACACCAAUUUCCCCAAAGAACCUGGUGUAACCGGUGUCUGGUGAACAGCCUCAGGUCUGUUCCUGCCCUAUUCCUUCUAGCCACUGUGAUAUUUUGAUAAGUAGUAGCACCUGGUUAUGAAAAGAGAGAGAUCUGCAUGCAGAUGGCUUCCUCUCUCAAACCUUCCAGGAUGCCUUAUCUCUUCCUGUCGGAUAACCCUCCGGCUUCCUAGAUCACCAGGAAGGAGGCAGUGGUGAUUUAGAGAGCAGGCAAUUCAGAUUCCAGAGACCCGAGUUCUAGUCCCUGGUCUACUUGCCACUGUCUGGCUGUGUGAUCUUAAGAAAGCCCCUUCCCCUCACCUCGCCUCAGUUGCCAAUCUGUACAGUGGAUAAAAUUUCUCUGAGGUGUCUGCCAGCUAACACUGUGUCAUGCCUUGGUCUGCAGUGCAUGUCCCCCAUCUAAACAAGCAUAUCUGUCCCAAAGCUCUUUAAGCAGCCCUGGUGUGGCAGUGUAUUUAAUGGUACUCUGGGGCCUGCUGUCUCCGCAUGGGGUUAUUACCAAAACAAAUAGUUCUAGAAUUGCUCUCCUCACUCUCUUCUACUCCUGUCCCUGAGGGAGGGGGUAGGACCUUUCUGCAUCUCACCCUUUAAGGAUCAUUCUUCCGGAUUGGGGAGCCCAGAUGUUCCCCGUCCUCAGCGGGCCCUAGUGGGAAUGGAGAAUUAGUAGCUGUCUCCACUUGGGAGCUCUCUGGUGCUCCCAGAGACUUCUUAAAUGCAGUCUGGUUGCUCACUAAGCUCAAAGCCCCCAUCAGAAACCGCUUCAUAGGAUAGAGAGCAAACCCCAUGCCAUGUGGGUGAUGAAAGCUAUCAUCACAGCUCCAGGCACGGGUGCCCCCUCUAAGAGCACCCCUAACCAAUCCACUGGGAAUGUGAGGAGCUGCAGCACUCACCCUGUCCUCAUUCUCCCUCCUCAAAUCUCUACCACCUCCUGAAAAUAAGAGGCACCCAGGCCACAGAAAUCAUUGAGCUGUAAAUCAAUACAGAGCUGGAGACCAAACCAACACUUGACCAAGCCUGAGCAUUCUUCUAGUCCUGACUUCUGCUGGCUAAGGUUUGGGGCAGCGCAAAGCAGCGGCCCUCCCAGUCACGCUGUUCCGUGGCUGCUGCUUGUUCUUGGUGCCACACGCUCCUCCUGACUCCAACCCCAAAGACAGGCAGGGUCAGUGAUAUGCUAGUAAAUGUUUAGCAACCAUUCUUUGGGGGCACAAAAGCCCCCAUGUGGAGCAUUUGCCGAUUUCCAUGGCGUAAAUACUCCCACCUGACUUGAUUGCAAACUACCACAAUGAUGCUACUGAACUCCAAGCUGAGAGGAGAUGCCAGUAGACAUUGGCUCCAGCAAACUACUGGACUUUUCCCUCUUUUAAAUUCUGUAGUAAUUGCUCUUGUGGUUUAUGUUUCUAUGAACCUCUCAUUUGUCUUCCUAUCCCUAGUGCUUAGCGUCAUCUUUGGCACACAGGAAAUACUUCCUCUUUUCUUUGCAGCCAAAGAUGGCUUUUCUGCCCAAGUGCCAUCUUGGAGACACCUGACUCCAGGGUCCCAGACUCUUCCCCCAGUUGGAUCCACAAUCUCAGAAUUUCCUGGAGGAAUUCCAGGAAAUUGGUUAUAACAGUCUGUGUAGAUUGUUGAUGGUCUGACUUCUAAUAAAUUUGUCCAUAAAGCG